Molecule: messenger RNA, 1117 nt
Organism: Eurytemora carolleeae
Lineage: Eukaryota; Metazoa; Arthropoda; Copepoda; Calanoida; Temoridae
Exons: 7
Coding region: 72-872 (266 amino acids)
Source: RefSeq, a predicted model, not a curated record
UUUGAUGCACUUCUACAAGAGAUCCUAACUAGGCAGACAGAAGGGGAUAUUCUUGAUUUAUUGAUUACACUAUGCGAGGUUCAUCAUUCCUUAAUCUUGGAAUUAUUUACAUACAUCUUAACCUUCUAAUUAUCUCAGUUUACGGGAAGGAUACAAACCAUCGGGUUUUCUUCCUAUCUCGGGAUCUACAGAGCCCUUAUGGUCGGGAUUCAAGAGGUUUAAUACCCUUCCCUCGAAGUGGAAGAUCUGGCAACUCAUGGGAUCUUCAGGAUCAAGAAGUGAUUGAUCAGAAUCCCGCACCCGGAGAUGUUAAGAGCAAGAAAGCCGGUGAACCUUCGUCAUCGUACAACAGAAGGUUGAUCCGGAGCCAGGACGCAUUUGCUAGAAGAUUACUUCGCUCCAAUCCUCCUUCAAGAUGGCUCCGCUCCAGUCCUUCGGAGUCAUUUUCAAGACGACUUAUUAGAUCCAGUCCUUCAGGAGCGUUUAAUAGACGACUGCUCCGGUCUACAGAUGCUUAUGCCAGACGUCUUCUCAGAUCUGAUGCGUCAACUUCAUUCAACCGUAGACUUCUUCGAUCAGAUCCUUAUGAUGCAUUCAAACGACGUAUUUUCAAGAAAUCAGCCGAUGCUCCGAUGGAAAAGAGACAAUCCCUGAUUCCAUUCCCUAGGACGGGUAAGCGCGCGAGUGCUCCAGUAGCCGGGAGUAGCGGAGAUGAAUCUGAACCUGAAAUACUGUUCCCAGUUUACCAGCAGAUGAGCAGGUUUAAUCUUCAUGAUACUCAAGAAGAUCCUGAAUAUGUUCUGGAAGACGAUGAGGACGAGGAACCUGAUCACGAAGACGACAUUGAAGAGGAAAUUAAUGAAGCCAUGUAAAGUUGAUUAGACAAGAAACGAUUAAGGAUACUCAAUGAGAUGAAGGAAAAGAGGCUGAUUUUUCCUAUUUGCUGCACAGUACACACUCAACACAUAUUUUAAUAAUGAGAGAACAAUUAAUUGACAAUGUAAAGUUUAUUUGUAGCUUUAAUUUUUUAUUGUAAUUUAUAAAUUGUACUUAAACUAUGCAGACCUAAUCUUUGGAGGAUAUUAAACUUAUAAAGAUUAAUAAAUAAUUAAUUGAA